GUCGGAGUGGGAGCUUCCGUAUAUAAACACCGUAGCAACUGACUUGGCGUCACAGCACAGCCAUUCAGUCCACGCGGAGCACCCGAGCCUGUGCGAGAACAGCUGCUCAGUACUCUUGAAUGGUGGGUCGAUUUGAACCGACGGGGUGUGUUUGCUGAACACGGAGUGCUCGUUGGGAUAACGGCUUAACUGCAGUGGGAGUUGGUGCAGUCGGAUAGUGAUCUUUAAUUUGUUUAUUGUGUGAGAAAUCUGAGCCCGGCUCACCAGUCACCAUGACGAAAGAAGAGGCUGUCACAGAGGAGGUUAAGACAGAGACCAAGACCGAGACAACCACAGACACACCUGCAAAAGAAGGUGCAUCCCCCGAGGCAUCCACAACUAAGCCAGCAGAGGGCGAGGCAGCGGGCACAAGCGAUGGAGGCUCAGGUGGCGGCGAGGGAGGUGAGGCACCCAAGGAAGCACAAGAGUCUAAAGAGGCUGACUUCAAGUCGUCCAAGAAGCGGAAGUGGUUCUGGCGCAAGAGGGACGACCAGAGGGCAGCGGAGCAAGCAGCGGGGGCUCAGGAGGGGCCAAACAGUGGUACUGAAGACAAAGAAGCGGUCGCGGAGAAAGAGCAGAGCGAGGCCGAGCUGGAGUCCGAAAUCCUGAGGCAAGUGAAGGAGCUGGAGAUCGAGAAGGAGAAACUCAAAGUGCGGAUUGACGUCUACAAAAAGUAUGACUCACUUAGGAGGGACGUCGGAGACAUGAACCUCGAACUACAAGACUUCAUCAACAAACACCGGAACAACCAGAGCAAGGCCGACUCAGAAGGCAGUGGAGCAGCCAAACCCACCGCACAGUAACCACCCUUCAGCCACAUCUCAUCUCCCAAAAAUGAAAACAACAAAAUGAACUGUUGUCACUUGUACUAAGUACAAUUCAUUAUGUAAAUUUGAAAAGAAAAAAAUCUGUAGAAAGCCUGCCUGAUGCAGACCAGAAAUAGCCAAGCCAGCAUGUGUAAAACACACAUCAAGCUUUCCUUCUCGUCGAUAUUCUACCCGGAACUGUUCAAAAUAACCUUUUUGUAUAAUGGUUCGAGAACUACUUCCUUUCAAUAGUUAGUGAAACAGUAGACAUUGUAGGUUUUAGAUGGUAGUCUUACAUGUCAUCGUACUUUGAAACGAAGAGGCGGAAGUGAUUUGACUUUUGACCCGGGGGUGAAGAGGGUCACUGAGAAGCGAUCGAUGAUAUGAUCGACAAUCAUGCGGGAAGUCGUCGCUUUGGAGGAUCCGCUUUGUAGUAGGUGGCUUGAUAUCCAUUCCCUUUUCUCCAUCUCGUACAAAAGACUUUAGUUGUACCACUUGGGGGCGCUUCUAGGCCUGCGACUAUUUUUAGCCUCGAUAUGACUCAAUACUGUGGCAUAUAAUAUCCGCACCGUCCGAUGAAGGCCCACGAGUUUACCCUCAAGACUCCUACGAAGCAGCUACACUUGGUAAUGACUGAAAUCCCGGAUUCCCCUACCCCCUAUAAAACGAAGUAGCAAACCAUUGUGGCACGAAAGUGGGUGACCAAGCACUCAAAAAAUAUAAGAUUGAUGAAUCAGGCCCACUAAGGCGUCGAUAUACCAUGCUUAGAAAUUAAAACAACGCGCGCAUGUGCAAAGAUUAAAGGAAAAGCUGAUGUCCUGUGAGAGGUUGAUCACCAAGAAAAGAGAAACUUUUGCCAGUGUUUUUAUUGUACUUGUGCGAUUUUUUAUUAACUCCAUCGAAGAUGUUUGAAAAUGUGAAAUUCAUAUGACGUAAGUCAAAAGACGUAGAUAGAUGUAGAGGGGAGAGAGACAUGAAACAGUUAUAAAUAGUGCUGUAAAUAGCUUAAUUCAUUCACUAUAAGAACAAGAAAUUUAUGAGACAUGUUUAUGCCACAUGAAGAAAAUAAUUAACAUUUCUGUUUGGUAGCCCGAUGUCUUUAUUAACAUUUUUUUCACAACCUGAAAGAUUUUUUUCUGAAAUUGCAUAGAUACAUUUUCCUGUCUCUUUGGUUGUAUAAUAGAUGUAGGAAUGAUCAUGUUACUUUUGCUUCCGCUUUCUUUAAAGUUCAGUAGAUUUAGAGCAACGCAGAUUAAAAUUUUAAUCUAAACAAACGUUAGCAAGUACAUACAUUAAAAUUUCUACACUGAAAAAGAUCUCUUGGUGCUGAUUAUCUUUUCACCAAUAAAAAAGCAAUUACAUCAUGAAAUGUAUAAAUCUAUCUUUAUCUAUUUUCCGCCAUUAAUGUAAAAAUAACUUGCACGACUCCUUUAUUCGGAUAUUUGUAAUGCUUCUAAAAUCUUUGUCCGCAAAAUGCAGUCCUGACAUAAAUUGAUUUCAUAAAAAUUGGAUUGAUUUUGCUGUCCUUUUCACUGAUCAGUUGGCAGUUGUAAGGGUUGUUCAAUAAAUAAUCGUUUCACUUUAA
This is a messenger RNA of Acanthaster planci (crown-of-thorns starfish), 2430 nucleotides long. RefSeq lists its product as uncharacterized. The record is from RefSeq and is a predicted model, not a curated record. NCBI's taxonomy places the organism in Eukaryota, Metazoa, Echinodermata, Asteroidea, Valvatida, Acanthasteridae.